Xiphophorus maculatus (southern platyfish) is the source of this 1054-nucleotide messenger RNA. RefSeq names its product high choriolytic enzyme 2-like. Gene Ontology annotation, molecular function: zinc ion binding; metalloendopeptidase activity. The coding region runs from base 48 to 842 and encodes 264 amino acids. The record is from RefSeq and is a predicted model, not a curated record. The transcript has 9 exons. Gene Ontology annotation, biological process: proteolysis. NCBI's taxonomy places the organism in Eukaryota, Metazoa, Chordata, Actinopteri, Cyprinodontiformes, Poeciliidae.
CUCUUUUGUUUCUUUACUUCAACAUAAAACUUGUGAGGACCAUCAUCAUGACUCCAGCUUUUAUUUUCUUCUUCUUCCUCUCAGUGAUGGAUGUCUGUCGGAGUGCUCCGGCUGAAAUGAACAAUAAAACCGACGAGUUCACGGACGACGUCUCAAGGCCCAAAGUUGACUUAGAAAAUCUCGUUCUCCAUGGAGACGUCGCCGUAACAAACACCUUUCUGAAGAAUGCGGACCCGUGUACGGCCAGAGGCUGCAAGUGGCCCAAAUCUGGCCCUUACGUCUACGUGCCUUACCAGAUCUCCUCUAAAUUUUCCCAGAAGGAGAAGGACGUCAUCAUUAAAGGCCUGCAGAGCUUCAACCAGGACACAUGCAUUCGAUUUGUCCCAAAACGUUCCGGUCAUCGAGAUUUCAUCCAUUUCUUUUCUCAGAGUAACGGAGGGUGUUGGUCCAACAUCGGCCGUCAGAGCGGGGGUCAGUACAUCUCGCUGGACAGAAGAGGAUGUGUUCACCACUCCACUGUGCAGCACGAGAUUCUCCACGCUCUGGGUUUCCACCAUGAGCAGGUCCGCUCCGACAGAGACAGAUACGUCCGGAUUCUCUUCAACAACAUUCAGCAAAGACAGAGGGGCAAUUUCAGAAAAGUUCAGACGAACAACUUAGUAACUCCCUACGACUUUUCCUCGGUCAUGCAUUAUGGCAAAUACGACUUCUCCAGUAACGGACGGCCAACCAUCGAAGCAAAAUCAAAUCCUAAACAGAAGUUUGGAAACGCCCGUCAAAUGAGCGCCAACGAUGUCAGUCGUGUCAACAGGCUUUACAAAUGCAGUACCUCUCGUUACUGAAACACAACGUCUCAAAGCACCAAAUAUGGAGCCACGCUGCUGCCAAGUUUAAGAAGAAAAUAUUUUUCAAAGUCUUAUUUUUAACAUUCACAUUUUUAUAAAGAAAAACUAUGGGAGGCCUUUUAAAUAAUAGUUGUUUCAAUAGAGAUUCAUAAGCGAGCUCCCCCUGCUGGACAAAGACGGUACAGCAUACUGUAGCUCAACAGGAAUGG